Messenger RNA from Monoraphidium neglectum, 1203 nucleotides. RefSeq lists its product as hypothetical. The coding region runs from base 1 to 1203 and encodes 400 amino acids. NCBI's taxonomy places the organism in Eukaryota, Viridiplantae, Chlorophyta, Chlorophyceae, Sphaeropleales, Selenastraceae. The transcript is spliced from 7 exons. The record is from RefSeq and is a predicted model, not a curated record.
AUGGCUACUCGACUCUGCGCGCUCGCCCUCGCUGCCGCCACGAUAGCUACCCUCACCUGGGCCACGGUCGCCCUCGAGAGCCUGCAUCAGCAACUGCACGGGCAGGGCCCACCGCUGCUACGCUACUCGGUGCGGCCGGUGGGGCGCGUGAACUCGUCCUAUGGCGUCGCCCAGGGCUACUGGCAUUUGGAGGUCAACCACUCCUUUCCCGAGCCCGGCCUUGUUGCCAAGGCGCGCCUGCGCAAGGGCAUAGGAGGCGCCGGCAACCGCAGCUGCUGGGAGGUGGCGCAGGGGCAUGCAGAGCCGUACACGGAUUUCUACGCUCCAAGGGGCUCACCAGUGCAGGAGGAGGAGGCGGAGAUGAUAGAGGAGAUGAUGCUGGCGGCACUGCACCUCUUCAAGGUGCCAGACGCAGACGUGCUGGUGCACCUGGGUGACGGCGCCCCCGAGGGCCUGCCCCUGCUGCAGGCCAACAUCGACCGCGGGGUCGAGGACGCCGGGUUUGCAAUCCCCAAGCGCAUGUGGGCAGACGCCCUGGGGCCGGAGCAGCUGAACGUGCUGCACGAGUGCCUUGAGGUCCGCUACCCGCGCGCCACGGCCGCCCGUGCCCCGCGCGCCGCAUGGCGCGGCACCAACACCGACCGCCGCAUCGACCCUAUGGACGAGUCCAACGCGCUGGACGCGCUCCGCAGCCGCCUGCACCUCAUGGGACGGUGGUACCCUGACAUAUUCGAUGCCCACUACACAGAUUUUGGGCAGCGGGCGUUUGACACGCAGGCCUCCAACCUGACAGGCUUUUACGAGCACCUGCUGGCCCCCGGCCACACCGUGGAGCACUUCUCCAACUCCCUCCACGACCUGCCGCAGCACCAGGGCGUGGCGGCGCUCGCCCUGAACCAAGUCGCCCUGCCGGAGGCCAUGGCGGCCGCCAUAACGAAGGCCGCGGAGCUCAGCGACUGGCAGGUGGAGAUGCAGCCGGGUUACGAGGAGGUGCCCUUCUCGCGCUGCUGCACCAGGUCAAGGGGGCUGCCAGCAGGCUUUGUGGAAGCGCUGCGGGCGACGCAGCCAGGCCGGGGUGGUGGCGGCGGCGGUGCCGUCGGUGGUGGAGGGGGUGCGGGUGUUGGCAGUGGCGGCGGUGGCAGCGGCAUUGUCGGCGGCGACGUUGGUGUUGGUGAUGACGGGGUCGCUGUCGCAGCUGCUUGA